GAGAUUUCACCCACUUUGGACUUCAAGAAUCCAAAGAAAAUCUUGCUUACUAAGUCGUGUGUUCUCUCAUUCUAUAAAUAAUUUGUGAGAGUUAGCUAUUAGUGCAUACGUUAAUUGGCAUAUGAUAGUGUUGUUAUGUCAAUGAAAAUUCCUUAGUUGUGUUCUUGAUCAUACACUCCAAGCCAUAACCACAACUGGCAGAGAGAAAGAGUACACAAGAAGUCAUAAGGUCUCAAACGAGACACCUCAAAAGUUUGUGCUACAACAUCAGGUACUACUAAACUAUACAUUUUUCUUGUUUGAUGUUAUUCAAAUAUAAACAAACCUCUUAUCAAAUCGUACACCUGAUGUUGCAAGUAGCUACUAGAGGACCCGAUGUCAUUAUUUGACUUGAUAGGCCCACGAUGUUUUUGAUUGAUCAGUUACCGCUUGACAAUGUAAUAGCUCAUUCUAAUUAAUAAAAGUUCUACAUAUUCCCAUAAAAACAAUCUCUUAGAGAGAAAGUCAACCGUACCAUAAUAAAAUUGAAUUGUUGGGGCUAAUAAUUAACUAUCACCGUUGAGUAUCACUAUGAUUUAAAUAUAGAGGGUUUGCUGGACUACAUAAUGUAUUAAGUGACUAUUCUUAUCUGGUUUGUUUUUUUAGUUCUUGAUGGUACCAUAAUUAUCUGUGGUACUCUCGCACUUAAUCUUACUAAUCCACAAGGAUCUCUAUGACAAAAAAAUAUAUAGAGGUUUUGCUCAUCGAAAUCCAAGUAGAAAUACGAAUAAUGGACACGACACGGCAAGGAUUGGCCUGGACAAAGACCCGGCAUUGCCUAUAGUAGUUUGUUACUUUGUUUCCUUGCACAUAACAAAAAUUUCUAACAAAACUCUAGCACCAAAUCUCAAAAUCCAUCUUGAACAAUAACCUUCGAUUUAUUUAAGGAACAAUACUCAGUUUGGGGUCAAGAAGUUAAAAUAAAUUGUUUCGUAGCUUCUAGGAAAAGAAAAAUGGAUUCUUGAGAACCCCUUGCACGAUGUCGAGAUAUCGCAGAAGAAAAAACUGCACAUCCAAUCGAACUUAUUACCUUUUUUUCCCUCCACUAAACCGAGGUCAAAUAUUGAGACCGCCCAGACUGUUAACUUUAGUCUAUGGUGGCGACAUGUCAUGGUCUCUGAGACCUCCCCAUUCCACAUUCUCCAAUGCGUCUGUUUACUUUGGAGAAUCUGGAAGUUUAGUAAUAAAGCGACCUUCGAAUUUUUCCAACCUCAUGUCCGUUCCCUAGCCAGACAUUUCUACAACCAGGUCCUCGAAGUCUCCAAUCUUCUCCUUCCUACUCCAUCCCGCAUGUCUCUACUCCCAAUCCAUCCUGCCACCACUUGGGUCCCUCCGCUAGAAGACUUUGUGAAGUUCAACUCGACGCUGCUAUUUGUGCCACCGGGUGUUCGUCUAGGCUUGUUUUCCGUGGGUCAGACGGGCAUGUGGUGUUGGCGUUCGGGCUGCAGCAUCAAUGAAUAGUCAAUCCUUACCUGGCAGAGCUUCUAGCCUUUAGAGACGCUUUCUCCAUCGUAGCCUCAAGAUCCUUGACCCGCGUGAUAGUCGAUGGUGAUUCCGAAGUGGUCGUAAACUAAGUCCGUCAAGGCGUCAUAGAAGUCUCGAUUGAUGGUCCGGUGUAACGAGAGUGUCAUCAGAUCCUUAGUUUUUUGUCUGUUUGUAUAGAGUAUAGGGCGGUACCUAGGUCUGCCAACAGUGUUGCCCAUAGAGUGGCGAGUACAUCAUUGCUUUUGUCUCGUUUAGAGCUAGAAUCUUUUGAUUUUUUUGGGUGGCUUCUUUAGAGUCUUUUAUGGGUCUUGGGUAGAAUUGUAAGUUUAACUAUUUUUCUUCAUUGAUAUCACUCAGAAAUAAAUAAAAAAACAGAGGUCAAAUAUAUUUCUAAUAAUAGAAAUUUGAUAGUCCCUCUGCUAAGGAAUACCUAGUUAAUCUUGGUUGGAAGCGACAGAAUUAAAAGGCCACAUGUCAGUUUGUUAUUAGUGUGUUACCUUUCUUUUUUUAUAUUUAGUGUUCCUUUCAAAAUAUCUGAUGUUAUUGCUUCUCAUCUCCACAUUGUUUAUUCUGCCCAGGAAACCGAACAUGUAUUUCAAAUUUGGGUACUAAAUUGUAAGAAAAAAUAAAUUUGGGUAUCAAAUUAUAAUUUACCAAAAUUUGUAGUAAGUGACCGGAAAAUUGAAAAUAAAAAUAAAAAAUCAUAAAAUUCAAAAUACAAAGAAAUUAUAAAUGAUUAUCUAAACAACGAAUUUGAAUUACAUGUAUUUCAAAUGCUAGUAUUUCAAAGACUUUACAUUUAAGAUACACUUAUCCAAGCGGAGCACUUCUACUAUGCUAUAUAGCAUUGGUGCUUUAAUGUACAACUUAAAGUUGUACCAUAACAUUAAAUGUAUAAGUUUAGGGUGUACCAUAAAGCAAUUUGUACCAAUAUGUUAUGGUACAACUUUACAACUUGAAGUUGUACCAUCACACAAAGGCAUACAAGUUCAAGUUGUAUCAUAAAAGAAUUUGUACCAAAAGUAUGGGUACUAAAGUUGUACCAUAACGUAAAUGUACAAUUUUAAGUUGUACCAUGAAAGCAAAAACCUAUAACACAAAUACUAUAUAGCAUUGUAAAAUUUCUCUCUAAUGUUACUGCUUCUCAUCUCUACAUUUCCACAUGGUUUCUUCUGCACAGGAAACCCAACAUGAGCAACAACUCCAACCCCCGCCGGUCUCCUCCUCCUCCCCUCGUCUCCAUCGACGUGGCAUCACAACUACCCAUCAAGUUCACCGGAGCCAAUUACUCAUCCUGGCGGCGACAAUUCCACAGCCUUCUGGUGGGUUAUGGAUUGCAAGGAUUCAUCGACGGUACCAUCACUCGUCCUCCCUUGGCCGCCAGUCUUGCUCAUCGACAUUGGAUACAGCAAGAUCAACGGCUCUUUCACGCGAUCAUGGCGUCCGUCAAUGAAGAAACCAUCGUCCCAUUGAUCGAGUCAUCUCCCUCUGCCCGCGACGCUUGGCUGAGCUUGGAGCGUUUCUUUGCUAGCAGGUCGAGAUCUCAUCGCAUGGAACUCAUGGACAAGCUGUCAGGGCUCAAGCACCACCAUGACAAGAACCAGUCGGUCUUCGUUUACCUAACUUCGUUGAAGCGGGUCGCCAAUGAUCUCGCCCUCAUUGGCCACCCUGUUGAAGACCCUGACCUCGUUCUCCAUGCCCUCAAUGGCGUUGGUUCGGAGUUCAAGGAGAUUGUAGCGGCUAUUCGUGCCAGAGAUGCUCCGAUUUCGUUUGAAGAAUUGUUCGAUGAGCUUGUCGAAUUUGAGAAAUUAAUGCAGCGAAAAGACGCAAAUCUUGUUGUUUGUCAGUAUUGUGACCAACCAGGUCACUCUGCCAAGACAUGUCACCGCAUCAUCAACACUGCUGCAACCCCUAAUAAUGACUCUUCUUCCUCGUGGUUGUUGUUUGAUUCUGCUGUCACUCAGCAGAUUACCAAUGCUCUCAGGAAUUUGUCCUUGCCUCAGUUCAACGAUGGUCCAAACUCCUUAAUCAACAACGAUGGUUCAGAAACUAAUUACACGAAAGGAGCCUUGACAGUUGUCGUGUUGCUGCUUCAACCGAUUCUCCUCCUAUUCAAGUUGUUGUUUGGAAGGACCCCGAAUAUUCUCAAUGCCUCCUCUCGUACUAAUAAUAUUAUUCCCUCCCCAGCUUCUGCUCUUCCUAGUAUUUCUCACUCUGGAGAUCAUUCAAAAGAUGCCCCAAUCCCACAACAAUCAAAUGAUCAUGGUAUUGCCUCUGCUUCUGAUUCGGUAUUGUCCCUUCCGAGGGGGGAGCACGAGGUGUUCUUGAGCUUCAGAGGUCCAGACACGCGUCAGGUGUUCACCAACACCCUUUUCAUCCUUCUUAAACAUUUGAACAUUCGUACAUUCAUGGACGACGAGAAACUUGAGAAGGGAGAAGAAAUAUGGCCGAGUCUCGUUGCCGGUAUAAGACAGUCCAAAGUUCAUGUAGCGAUAUUGUCGGAGAAAUAUGUCGAGAGCAAAUGGUGUCUUAGAGAGCUCGCUGAAUUCGUUGAAUGUCGAAAGCAAGAUAAAGGGCACAUCAUAAUUCCCAUAUUCUAUAUGGUGGACCCGAGAGAUGUGCGACACCAAACGGGGCCUUACCAGAGCGCAUUUCAGCGGCACGAGCAAAUGUUCAAUGCCAAAAUUGUACAAGCAUGGAGAGAUGCUUUGAAUUUGGUUGGGACUAUAAAAGGAUGGCAUGUUGGAAGCAAAGACAAGCCGGGAGAAAUUGCAGAUAAUGUUUGCAAUGACAUAUGGUUGCAUAUAAGAAACAAUGACAAAUUUUGGGAUAGAGAUGGGUUGGUUGGUAUUGAUGAACAUAUAAGAGUGAUAACCAAUACAUUGAGCUUAGACAAUGAGGGUGUGACAAUGGUUGGCCUCCACGGUUUUGGUGGUAUAGGCAAAACCACUAUUGCAAGAGCGGUUUACAACCAAAUCUCUUCUCAGUUUGAUAGAUGUAGUUUCUUGGAGAACAUACGAGAAACACAGGAGCAAAAGAAUGGUACCAUCAGUUUGCAACAUAAGCUAAUCUCUAAUAUUGUCCUGAGAAUGGAUUCUGUCGGAUCUAUUAAUGAAGUUAUCGAGGGGAAGAAAUUGAUAAAAGAUAGAGUCUCACUGUUUAAAGUUCUUAUCGUUCUUGAUGAUGUGGAUGAAAAGUUCAUAUUCGAAGACGUUAUUGGAAAUCUUGGAGACUUUGCUUCUGGAAGUAGAUUCAUCAUUACUUCUAGAGAUGUGAAUGUCCUGAGUACUUUCAACAAAAGUCGAUGCAAACUGCAUGAAGUUGGCGAAAUGAAUGCACAAUUCUCACUUGAACUCUUUUGCAAGCAUGCCUUCAAAAAGAAUUGUCCGUCACAAGAAUAUGAAACUUUAUCACAAGAUAUUGUAUCAAUUGCUGGAGGACUUCCAUUAUUUCUUGAGGUUGUGGGCAGACUUCUGUAUGGACAAGCAAAAGAAAUAUGGGAAGAUAGAUUGGAACAACUGCGAAAGGUUUCUGUGAGAGGGGUCUCAGAAAGGUUAAAGAUAAGCUACAAUGCAUUGGAAUAUGAGGCGCAACAGAUUUUUUUGGAUAUUGCUUGCUUCUACGUCAAUAUGAAUAAGGAAAAACCUACUUACAUGUGGAUUGAUCUAAAGCUCUUUCCAAUAACUAAUAUCAAUGUCCUUGUUCAGAGAUCUAUGAUCAAAAUUGGGGAUGACAAUCAAUUUCAAAUGCAUGAUCAACUUAGAGAUAUGGGGAGAGCAAUUGUGCACGAGGAAAAUAUCGAAGAACCCUGUAUGAGAAGUAGGAUAUGGGACACUGAAGAAAGUGUGGAUCUAUUACGCAACAAGAAGGGAUCAAAGCAAGUUAAGGCACUCUACGCAGACUUCUCAUUGGAACCUCAAAAACCCCUUGAAGCCGAACAUUUCCUUAAUUUGCCCGAGUUAAGAUAUUUGGAAGCGGAGCGUCUAGACUUUGUGGGAGACUUCAAUAACCUUGUCUCAAAUUUAAGAUGGCUCCGGUUGCAGUCAUGUGUCUGUGAUAGUAGUAAUCAAUUCAACAAUUUCAGGAUGGCCAAUAUGGUUAUUCUUGAUCUUCAAGACUCCAUAUUUGUAGAAGGCGACUUGGGAUGUUGGAGUCAAAUCAAGAUGGCAAACAAGUUGAAAGUUGUGGAUCUCUCUGGUUGUUCUGGCCUAACCAAACUCCCUGAUUUCCCACAAUCCGGCUGUCUAGAGUUGCUACAUCUUUCUAAUGUAGUUGGCGGAUCGUUGGGUUCAGCUACUCUGUCUAUGGAGCUGGACAUUAAAAAUUUAUGGAACCUACAGGUGUUGGAUCUGAGCAAGAGCAAAUUAAAAAUGAUAAAGGGCGGCACCAUUGGACUGAUGAAGAAGCUCCAAGAGCUCGAUCUCACUGAAAUCAAGUGUGAAAAUCUGACGGAAGUACUCGUCGAUAUAGAUCAACUAUCAUCUCUAACGAUCUUGAAAACAAUCAGAGCCAACCAGGAUCCCGACGAUUCGUCGUCCCUAAGAAAAAGGAACGACGAGGAAGAGCUGUCGUUAGCUAGGGUUCCCACGACCCUCAAGGCGUUGCACACAUCUUCUAAGUUUGUUAAUCUCUCGGAGUUGUUGGAGUUGGAGGAAAUAACGAUCGAGGAUUGUGAUUACGGGUUGCAAAUCCCUCUCGCCGACCAGAAUAAUGCGUGGUGGGAGGAAUCCAAAUUGGAGGUUGUUUCGCUUACAAGGACCAAGAUAGUCGUCGCUAAAACGAGCACGACGAAACUUCCAACGUCGCUAACUAGCCUCCGUAUUUCGGAUUGUCCGGAAAUGACUUGGCUUCCAACCUUGGAGAACCUUACAAACUUGGUUGAAUUGGGCAUCGAGAAGUGUCCCUCUCUAGGAGAGAUCCAAGGGCUUGAGAAUCUCCUGCGGUCUAGUAAUUUGGAGAGGUUGGUGAUCAGCUCUUGCCCGCUUCUCAAAUCUCCAUUUCAUGGCGGCGACGGCCUAAAGAAUGACUCCUCUAUAAAGGAGUUGUGCGUUCGUAAGUGUGGUUACGUGAUGAUACCUCCUCUGUCCAACUUCCCAAGGCUUGAGAUUCUAGAGAUCGGGGAUAUAACUACCAACGACAAUGUUGAUCAGCAGGGUUUGGAAUCGCGGAUGGAGGAAAUUGGCGGCCUAAAGAGGCUUGAAAGGCUGCUGCUGCUGGACUUGCCAUCGAUAUACAGACUGCCUUCACUUUCAAAGUUGAAAGAUUUGAUCACCCUUAUCAUUGUGAAUAUGUCGGGAUUGCGUGAGAUUCAAGGCCUUUCCGAGUUGAACUCCCUGGAGCAGUUACAACUCGUUUUGUGCAUGUCGCUGGAGAGGUUGAUAUUGCCUGCGGCUGGUUUCAAGCGACUCAAGGAGCUGGAUAUUCGAGGAUGCAAAAACUUGGCACCUCGUGACCUCUCUGCUCUUGGUGAGGAAUUGCUCAAUGUAAACAUCAGAUGGCCGGAUGAGGAAUGCAUACGCUACGGAGAAGGGCCGUCGUUUUUUAUGGAUGAUCCUCUUGAGUCGAUGUGCACAAUGCAGUAGUACGUCUACUCAAUCAAAUCAAAUCGAAUGCAUUCAUGGUUGGUAAGCAUAUAUUUUAACUUCCAUAUAUGCACACUUUUUUUUUCACGCGCGCUUUAUAAUCUUCCGAUGGUUUCAUGUCGAAACGCCAUGUCAAUCGUCAUUUGUUGUUAGGGAUGCAAUUUUACUCAUACUCAUGAGUAUUUUACUAUCCAACCCAAUUUGGUUGGGUAUGAAAUCCAAAUAGAUGGAUAUGGGUAGAGUUUGAUGGGUUUGUACCCAUACCCAUUUACUUGGGUUGGGUUGGGUUUUUAACAAAUGGAUUUGGGUUUGUACUAGGGCUGGCUAUUUGGUCCCGGACCGUUUGGUUUUACCCGAAACCGGACCGUAUAACCCGAACCGGGACCGGACUGGGACCGGAUAUCGAACAAUGCAAUCUCAUAUUCGGGCUUAGAUUUGAGGUAAAAAACCGGAUAAGAGACCCCCAACACCUAAAAUCAAGAUAAAAUUGGGAC
Molecule: messenger RNA, 7600 nt
Organism: Linum trigynum
Lineage: Eukaryota; Viridiplantae; Streptophyta; Magnoliopsida; Malpighiales; Linaceae
Source: the annotation of a GenBank genome assembly